Messenger RNA from Oldenlandia corymbosa var. corymbosa, 1067 nucleotides. The record is from the annotation of a GenBank genome assembly. NCBI's taxonomy places the organism in Eukaryota, Viridiplantae, Streptophyta, Magnoliopsida, Gentianales, Rubiaceae.
AAAGCAAAGUUGGCCUAGAUAUUUUGCAUCUUGGACUGUGUAUAAACCACCUAGCCUAGCUCUAUAUAUAAAGUCGUAGGAAUCAAAUGAACAAUAAAUAUUCUCAUUCAUCCCACACCAUUCCAAUCACUAAUAAAUAUACACACACUCAUCUUUCUCUUUCAAUCUUUCCUAAAAUUCCAAGUGUUCCAUUAGUCAAACAGAAUGAGGAACUCUAUGAUGAUCUCUUCAAUUAUUGCAAUAUUCAUAUUUACCAUCAUUCCCUUACCCAUCACUUGCACUAGUAGCCACCUUUUGCCCUUGAAGAAAAGCAACCAUAUUUUCAUGGUAGGACAACAAGAUCAACAAGAGAUGAUUACGAUGAUCAACAACAACAACAACAACAACCAUGAUCUUAUAGAGAGCACUUGUAAAAACACCCCAAAUUAUCAGCUGUGCAUCACAACACUUGAAUCCGACCCGAGGAGCCUUGACCCUAACACGAGCGUGUUCGGGUUAGGACUCAUCGUGGUGGACGCUCUAAAGAACAAAGCGACGGCGACCAUGGAAAAAAUCAACCGGCUCAAAGGGUCCAACAUUCCGGAUUUCGCGAUCCCGGUGAUGGAGUGUAGCAUGAUGUACAAUGCAAUCUUGAAGGCCGACAUCCCGGUGGCCAUCGAAGGGUUGAGGAAAGGUGUCCCAAAAUUUGCAGAGAGUGGGAUGGAUGAUGCGGCUUUGGAGGUGCAAAAUUGUGACAACAGUUUCAAGAAACAAGUCAAGUAUUCACCCAUUUCUGGUAUGAAUCAGGAUGUUUAUGAUCUUUCUCUUGUGGCUAAAUCCAUCAUCCGGCUGCUAUUAUGACGAAUCACAGCUCUAUUCCCUUUAAAUAUUUGUUGUUAGUUUUCCUCCUUUUUUUUUUAAUGUAUAAUUAAAUUUAAUCAUGUAAGAAGAUAGGCAGCCAGUGUUGAUACCCACCUUGAUCAUGUUUGUAAUCUUUUGUUUUGUUUGCUUCGUCAAACUAUCUACUAAAGGUAUAGAAAUUCAACUACUACGUCAUUUUCUUGAGAUUACUCCAGUUUUACCUUUAC